Cotesia congregata is the source of this 312-nucleotide messenger RNA. NCBI's taxonomy places the organism in Eukaryota, Metazoa, Arthropoda, Insecta, Hymenoptera, Braconidae. The record is from the annotation of a GenBank genome assembly.
AUGAAGAUUUCCAAUGCUGAGAUUGAUUCAUCGUGCUUCCAAAUAUCACAUAACAACUCGAACAUUAACUUCGACUUUAAGAAAAAAACCUUUUCAAAAUUACUCGAGCUUACUACAUCGCUCUUAUGGGUAACGACGAAAUUGAAUGCAUUUGUGCACUUCAUGAGCUCAACAAAUGUUGAAAGUGACGUUAUCCAAAUUAGGGAUCGUAAAAUUUUCAGAAUACGAUUUGCUGAAAAGCGGACAAAUCUUUGUCGGCCAGACAAAUUUUCCAUAAUACGAAAACAUCUCCUCGAUGUUGUGAAGAAUUGA